AUGGAUAUUUAUACAAUUGUGAUCUUACGGCUAUCUGAAACUGGAAUUUCUUUAAUAAAACUUCUUAGUCCAGAAGUAAUAAUAUCAGAUUUACAACAAGUCAAAUCAUGUUUAUCAAGUGGAUAUUAUCCAUUAUUAAAUAAGAUAAUAUUAUAUGUUGAAUCUCAUAUUGAGGAACCUUCGAAUUUAGUACCGCCUUUAAAUUUAUGUGAAAAUAACGCAGAUACACAAAGAUCUGUUGAUAUACAAACUACAGGAACUCCAUUUGAUAUUUAUAUACAUGAACCAAAUAUGGAUAUUGAACUUCAACAUGGAGUAUCCUCCAAACAAUCACAAUCAACGUCUUCAAACAUAUCAACAUCACGUUUUGAUACCAAUUCCAAAAUCUUUGAUAUAUGUAUACCUCAUUCAUUACUUGGAUGGCAACCUUUAGUUGCACCAGAUCGUCAUGUACUCUCAUCAAUCGAACAUUCAUUAGAAAAUGCAACGGACACUGUUAUGUUAUUACAUUCAUGUAAAUUUUUUACUGAUGUACUAUUACAAGACUUUCCAGCUGAGAUAUUUUUACAACGGCCAUCGAUCGUUAAAAUAUUUCAUAGUUUAUUGAAUAGCACACAAUCAACAAAAGUAGCUGAUGUGGUGAUAGCAGCUUUACAAAAAUUAUCUGAAUUAUUACAUAUCCGUGUUAAAUAUUAUUCUGAUCCUAGUACUUUUAAUUAUAAACAGGAGAAAUGUAUUGAAGAACAAAGCGGUUUAAGAAAUUCAUUAAAUGGUUUAUCGAGUUGUAGAACUACUCCAUGUAAAACAGACAAUAAUGAUCAAAAGGAUUAUUAUUCACAAGCUACCAGUGAAGCAACCGAUGAUUUAGAAUCGGACAACGAAGAUUCGGUUUUAUUACAAAUUCAACAAUUAACAUUGCCACAUUUUUGUAUUCAAACAUUGUACUAUGCUUUUGUGCGAAUCGGAGCUAAACCCACAGCGGUUAAAAAUCUUUCAGCAAACAUUAGUAAUAAGGAAAAUAUGAAUGGAUUAAUAAAAUUAAUUGCAACUCUUAUUAAAUUAACACAUGUUUGUAUCAAACCGGAAAUAUGGAAUUAUCAAAGUGAUCAAAUCAUUCAAGAAGUGACAAAUCAAAUAAUGUUACUCUUCAAUAAAAUGGCAGAUGUAUUAGAACAUUUUAGAUUAUUAUCACUUGCAACAGACAUAAAUCCAAAUAUUAGAGCCUCUCAUUUACAACUGUUAUGUUUAACUAGAAUGCUGCUAAUAAAAAUUGUACCAAAACCGAGGUCAUACUCCAUAUUACCAACUAGUUUAAAAAAUUCCAUUGCAAACUGUUUGGUCGAUGCUGCUUUUUUGAAAUUAUAUCCAAAUAUUCACGAAGAUCUAUUUUUACUUUUAACUGAUAGCUCAGACGGACAUGGAACAUUUUUAAAUCGUUAUAAAGAUAUAAAUAUGGUUUGUAAUUCGAUGGAUGUAGCAGUCAAAUUUAUACGUCAUGGAAUUUCUAGUAAUGAUGAAGAUGUCGUUUUGUUAAUGUUGAGUGUAAUACCAAGUUUGGAAUAUCAUAAAAAUAUGUCGUUAGUUAAAAACUUUUGUGAGAUUCUCGUCAACAAAUAUCCGAAAUGGAAGGAAUCUGAAAAAUUAAAAAAUUCAGUUGAAGAAUUAAUCGUAUCUUUGUUGGGACACAAUGAUUCAGAUGUAAAAUUGGCGAUAUAUAACGCAUGUCAUUUAUAUGUAACAAAUAUACUUGGAAUCGAUCAUGUAACAAAAUCUGGUCCAGGACGACCUGGUGAAUGUUUAUUGUUUUUAUGGAGCUCUGGAAUAUUUAUUGAAAUCAUUUGUCAUGGACUUAAUUCGGAAAAUGCACAAAUACAACGAUAUGCUGAAGAAAUUAUUCAUUAUAUUUUAAAAGCGAAAUUUUUUGUUACACCCGAAAUUUGGAAUACAAUUCUAAUGGCUAUUAUACCAGCAUUUCCAUUAUUACAAUGUUAUGCAAAUAAAUCAACUGCGUUGGGACGAUCAAUUUUAAAAAUGGUAGAUCCUGACAUUGCAGAAUCCAUUCAAUUACCAUCAAUUGAGGUAAUUAAAGGCAAUUUAAGGAUGUUAUUUUCCAAAAAUCAUUUGGUUAGAGGUGAAGCAUUAUCACGAUUAACUUGGAUUUUAACAUCAGAAGAAAAUUCAGAUGAAAAAUUACCAGCAUUGAAAACAUUACGAGAGCCAUUAUUGAGUACAAUAUGUAUUUUUGAUAAUCCCAUAAAUUUAAAAAAUUUGGAGGAGCCAAAACAAUUUUAUCAGCUGUCAAGUAUGUUACAAGUAUUAGAAUUGUUAUCAUCAAAUGGUAUUGAACCAACGAUAAGAAAAUCAGCUAUCACACAAUUAUCAGCAAUGUUAGAAGAUCCAGUAUUACAAGAUACGUUUGUAACAGAGGGUGGUGUCAGUUUAUUGAUCACUAUCUUUAAAAAUUCAUUGAUUGAAAAAGAAUUUGAAAAUUAUCCGGAUAAUGUAAUUCCUGUUAUACGAAUUUUGAAAAAUUUAUGUUUCUAUAAAUCCACAUUAAGACAAGAACUAUCACUUAAGAAAGAAUUAUAUUUAUUGAUUACCAGAGCACUAUUUUUAUUUUCUGGUGAUGAAAAUUUUCGGUCAGAUGCAGCAGUAUUGCUUUGUUUAUUAUUAUUUAGUGAUUUUAUUUUAACAACUGGACAUGAUAAACAAAUUUCUAUUGUUCAUAUGAUUGCCAAUUCAUUAUCGUUACCAAUAACAUGCAAAACACAUUGGCGAAUUAGUCAACAUGCUCGAUCCAGUUUAGCAGAUAUUCUGUUAAAUGAAGAAAGUUCAGCAGCUACUUUACGAAUACAUUGGAAUAUCGCUUGGUAUGGUGGUUUACAAGAACUAUUAAAUUUAGAACAAGUACCAAAUGCAAAUUCAUUGACGCCAGAGCAAUUAGCUGAAUUUAAUGGCAACUUACGUUUAACAAAAUUUGAUUUAGCAUCUUUAAAAUAUUCUUCUACAUAUUAUUGUUGUCAAAUGUAUUUGUAUGAUAUUCAGAAUGCUUCGUCUCAUCAAGCUGUCAUGGAGUCCAUUUAUGGAUUAACUGCUUUCAUGUCUUUACGAAAAUUAUCAAGUUCUUUUGAAAAUAUUGAUAAUGGAGGGAAUAUUUUAAAUUUACCAUGGGAAUUUUCACUUGGUAGAUUUUUAGCUUCUCCGCCGUCUAGUGUAGAAGAUAUCGAAUUACUUAUUGUGAUAUUAAACUUUUUGAGAACGCAUAUGAAAAUUUUUAAGAAAUCUAAUGAAAAAUCUUGUUGGAUUACAUCAAUUUUAAAGGAUCCAAAUCAUUGUCUUCCUAAACUACUUCAUCAUGGUGGCGAAGAAACAAAUAAUUUGAAUAAAAAUUUAAAUAAGGAAUUAUUGAUGCUAAUUACGGAAUGUGCUACAAUUGAACAAAGAUAUCUAGAUAUUGGUAUGCUCAGAGAUAUUAGAAUCGAUAAAAAACAAAAGGGCAAAAAAAGAUGUUCUGGUACUUGGGCACAUAUUGUACAAUCGAUAACAGAAAAUUUACAUUUUAACGACACUGAACAUUUUUAUAAUUUAGCCUUUUUAGAUUGGCUUCUAAGCUGUCUGGUGCAAAUAACAGCAACUUUAGGUUGGAGUGAAAACGUACAAAGUCAUUUAAAUACUCAAGAAUUACGAGGUUCAUUAAUAGGAUGCUUGACUGAAUUGGUGGGUGCAUUUCAUUGUGGGAAAGGUCCGGCUGCAGCUACGUCCUUUAUGGGAUUGAGUAUUACUAGAAAUUCUAUAUUAACAAUGAAUCAUUUGUUAUGUGAAAUGCAAAAUUUAACCGAAAGAGGUUGGGAAAAAUUUUGGUUAUGCGAAACUGGUGAUAUAAAUGGUUCGUUGCAAUGGCUUGGUACUCUAUGGACAAGUAGAGAUGUUAUACUACGUGCGGCCACUUUACAAUUGCUAGCCGGUCUAGCAUCAUCACAGAGAGGUGCUACUGAAGUUAUAUUGGGAUUACGUAUGUCUUGUUCAGGAGGCGUUUGGGGUGGCGCUUUAACGAUUUUACUCGAUCAUAAUGAAGCUAGUGCUGUUCGUGAACAGGCUGUCAAUUUACUUACGAAUUUAACUAGUCAUAGCACUCCAAUUAAUGGAACAAAUUGUUCAGCUUUAACAUUAUGUUACGGUCCAGAUAGUAGUGUAGAGACGAGUGGAACGGUAGAAUCACUUUUGGCAUUAUUGGAAAAAUAUAAUUUUUACACCGAAUUGGAUUCCAUAUUAUCAUGUUUAAAUUUUGAUGUGGAAAUUAAGAAAUCGCCUGUUAGUGAACUUUCUCAAUGGAAAAUGCAAACUGAAACAGGCAUGUCUGAAUCAUCAAGACGGAGUAAAGAUUACAUGCUAGUUUACACACAAAAAUUGAGAUCUGUUGUACAUGGCGGUGAUGUAGAUUCUGAAUCAAGUUCAUCGAAAACUGUGGAAUCUGUAGAUGGUACUUGUUUUAUUGUAACACCAAGUUUGGUUAAAUCAUUAUCAUGGUUUAUUGUGAAUUUAUUAAAUUUGGAUCCUGAUGCAGUCGUUAAUGAACUUAAUAGAAAUAUGUUGAUACGCAGCUUUUUCAAAUGCUUGACGUUGGUGAAUUUCAAUGUGAAAGACAGUCGUUCGUUGGUCUUGUAUAUGGAUGUGUUAGAAAUGUGUGCAGCAAUUUGUACACUUCUAACAAAAGCUGUGACAAACAGUUGCGAGAGUCAUUCAACAGUCUUACAUUUACGGAAUUGUUUAUAUACAUUAAUAUCAACAUUAAAUCCUACGUUAUAUUAUUCAACCUCGAAUCAUUUAUUAUAUUUAAGAAAUCGUUUAUGGAGUCGUGUUUAUAAUUUUUUAACUGCAUUGCUGGUGUCUGACGAUGGAAACACUUGUUAUCGAGAUAAAGGAUGUAAUGCUAUUAUAAUUGCUUUAAACGAAGUUGGUUACAUUAACUUUAUGGAAGCUUUAUGUGAAUCAAUUAGUGGAAAUUCUCCAGAAUUACAACAUGCAUCUAUAUCGUUAUUAACAUCGUUACUACGUUUAGAGGCACCACAAUUUGAUAAUUUAAAAGAUUACGAUGCAAUUAACAUAAAAGAAUCAUCACCUUCUUUACAAGUAAUUUUCGAUACAGUUCGAAUAACAUAUUCAACGGAUUCAUGUUUAUCAUCAUCAAAUAUAGAAAAUAUACGUUCUUCGAAUGAACUAGAAAAUGAAAUCAGUAUUAAAACCAAAUUACGAUUCAAACACAAACAAUAA
This is a messenger RNA of Chrysoperla carnea, 5271 nucleotides long. Its product is annotated as rotatin-like. The record is from RefSeq and is a predicted model, not a curated record. The coding region runs from base 1 to 5271 and encodes 1756 amino acids. The transcript has 23 exons. Gene Ontology annotation, cellular component: ciliary basal body; centriole; centrosome. Gene Ontology annotation, biological process: ciliary basal body organization; centriole replication; centriole-centriole cohesion. Lineage: Eukaryota; Metazoa; Arthropoda; Insecta; Neuroptera; Chrysopidae.